Molecule: messenger RNA, 1138 nt
Organism: Uloborus diversus
Lineage: Eukaryota; Metazoa; Arthropoda; Arachnida; Araneae; Uloboridae
Product: speckle-type POZ protein B-like
Exons: 2
Coding region: 1-1074 (357 amino acids)
Biological process (GO): regulation of proteolysis; proteasome-mediated ubiquitin-dependent protein catabolic process
Cellular component (GO): cytoplasm; nucleus
Molecular function (GO): ubiquitin protein ligase binding
Source: RefSeq, a predicted model, not a curated record
AUGUCCGACGGUCAGCCCACGCCACCAAAGAAUAGGAAGAUCAUCGACAACUUCUGCUACACGGACUUGAAGCAAACGUCCUUGUCCAUGGAAUGGACCAUCGGCAGCUUCCGCCUGCUGAAUCUAAAGAACAACGAAUUCUUGGAAAGUUUUUCCUUUUGCUCCGAUUCUUCAGAAGGUGGUGGAUCCUGGCGGCUGAGGCUGUACCCGAAAGGUGAGCCUUCCACCCAGGACUACAUCGGCCUGUAUGCCAUAUGCACCAUGUGGCGCGACAUCGCCGUCAAGUGCGACGUGUGCGUCGUCGAUGUCAACAACCAGGAAGACCACAGGGCCAGCUUCGAGUGCAAGAUGACGUCGGACUCGUACGGCUUCUCGAAGUUCUUGAAGAGAACCGAUCUCGAUGAUGGGCUGUUACCCGAUGGCCGAUUGACGAUUCGAUGCUACUUGACGGUGAUGCAUUUGAACAGUUCGAGGCAGACGACGGGGAGGUCCACGAUGGCAUACCGCCAUCCCAACGCUACUCUGUCGAAGGAUUUUGCUAACUUGUUGGAAGAGAAAAUAUUCACCGAUGUGGUCCUCACUGUUGACGACAGAAAGUUUUCAGUGCAUAAAAGUGUCCUGGCAGCACGUUCACCGGUAUUUAGGGCCAUGUUUUCCCACCCCAUGCGGGAAAGCGAGCAGAACAUCGUAGUCAUCGACGACACCUCCGAGAAAGUCCUCGGCGAAGUCCUCUACUUCAUCUACUCUGGCAAAGUCUCGGAAGGUCUGACAGUCAAUCUGGCACUGGACCUGCUCCAGGCAGCCGACAAGUAUUGUCUUCUGGACCUCAAAGCAACUUGUUGUAGUUUUCUGAAACAGAACUUGACGGAGAGCUCAGUGUUUGAUAUAGUCACAGUGGCCGAUUUGCAUAGCAUGGACGAUUUGAAACUAGCAUGCAUCGAUUUCAUAUGUACUCAUGGGCGCCACUUUAUGUUCCGUACUGGCGGCUUCCCUAAGGUUCCCGCCAACAUAUCAGAAGGAAUCAUCAGGGAGCUUUUCAAAAGACAAGGAAGUUCUGAUCGACUUAAGUGCUAAGUUUUCUUCAGAAACUUUAUUGGUUGUGCAUAUGGAACUGAUAUCCUCUUUGAACAUAUGUAAC